This is a messenger RNA of Suncus etruscus (white-toothed pygmy shrew), 1459 nucleotides long. RefSeq names its product eukaryotic translation elongation factor 1 gamma (gene EEF1G). NCBI's taxonomy places the organism in Eukaryota, Metazoa, Chordata, Mammalia, Eulipotyphla, Soricidae. The coding region runs from base 71 to 1387 and encodes 438 amino acids. Gene Ontology annotation, biological process: translational elongation. The record is from RefSeq and is a predicted model, not a curated record. Gene Ontology annotation, molecular function: translation elongation factor activity. The transcript is spliced from 10 exons. Gene Ontology annotation, cellular component: nucleus; cytoplasm.
CCUCCUCGCCUGGGCGGCUUUACUUUGCGGCAGGGCCAAGAGCCCCACCCCCUUUCUCUGCGGAAUCACCAUGGCGGCUGGGACCCUGUACACAUACCCUGAAAACUGGAGGGCCUUUAAAGCCCUCAUUGCCGCUCAGUACAGUGGGGCUCAGGUCCGCGUACUGUCCGCACCACCCCAUUUCCAUUUUGGCCAAACCAACCGCACCCCUGAAUUCCUGCGUAAAUUUCCCGCCGGCAAGGUUCCAGCCUUCGAGGGUGAUGACGGCUUCUGUGUGUUUGAGAGCAAUGCCAUUGCCUACUACGUCAGCAAUGAGGAGCUGCGGGGAAACAGCCCCGAGGCCGCUGCCCAGGUGGUCCAGUGGGUGAGCUUCGCGGACAGCGACAUCGUGCCCCCCGCCAGUACUUGGGUGUUCCCCACCCUGGGCAUCAUGCACCACAACAAGCAGGCCACCGAGAAUGCCAAGGAGGAGGUGAAGCGAAUUCUGGGGCUGCUAGAUGCUCACUUGAAGACCAGGACAUUCCUCGUAGGCGAACGUGUCACCCUGGCCGACAUCACAGUUGUCUGCACCCUGUUAUGGCUCUACAAACAGGUUCUGGAGCCCGCUUUCCGCCAGUCCUUCCCCAAUACCAACCGCUGGUUCCUCACCUGCAUUAACCAGCCCCAGUUCCGGGCUGUCCUGGGCGAGGUGAAGCUAUGUGAAAAGAUGGCCCAGUUCGACGCUAAGAAGUUUGCCGAGAGCCAGCCAAAGAAGGAAACCCCGCGGAAGGAGAAGGGCGAGAAGGGUGCUCGGGAGGAGAAACAGAAGUCCCAGGCGAAGGAGGAGAAAAAGGCAGCGGCCCCUGCUCCCGAGGAGGAGAUGGACGAGUGUGAACAGGCCUUGGCGGCCGAGCCGAAGGCCAAGGACCCUUUUGCUCACCUGCCCAAAAGUACCUUUGUGUUGGAUGAGUUUAAACGCAAGUACUCCAAUGAGGACACGCUGUCCGUGGCUCUGCCGUACUUCUGGGAGCACUUCGAUAAGGACGGCUGGUCCUUGUGGUUCUCCGAGUACCGCUUCCCCGAGGAGCUCACCCAGACCUUCAUGAGUUGCAACCUCAUCACUGGAAUGUUCCAGCGCCUGGACAAGCUGAGGAAGAAUGCCUUCGCCAGCGUCAUCCUCUUUGGAACCAACAACAGCAGCUCCAUUUCUGGCAUCUGGGUCUUCCGAGGCCAAGAGCUGGCCUUCCCGCUGAGCCCCGACUGGCAGGUGGACUAUGAGUCGUACACGUGGCGGAAGCUGGACCCGGGCAGCGAGGAGACCCAGACGCUGGUGCGAGAGUACUUUGCCUGGGAGGGGGCCUUCAAGCAUGUGGGCAAAGCCUUCAAUCAGGGCAAGAUCUUCAAGUGACCAUCUCUGGCCGCCGCCUAGCCGCCUGCCCUUCAGGGAGAAUGGGGUCAUUAAAGGAAACUGAACAUUGAA